CUGAUUCGCCUUUGGCUCCAGAACUUACUGCAAAGGCACUCCCUGCCAAGGUAAAAAUCCCACAAAUUGGCAUGUAUUAUGGAACUUCGGAUCCAGACGUGCACUUAGGCCACUAUACGUCGUGGAUGGAUUUGCACGGAGCCUCGGAUGCUUUGAGAUGUCGGAUGUUUUCCCUCACACUGGGGCCACGGGCACAAAAAUGGUAUUAUACUCUUCUACCUCAUUCAAUUUGGAAGUGGCAACAAUUACGUGCAGCUUUCCGGUCACACUUCAUCGGAGCUCAAGUUCGCCUUAUCCCAAAAGAAUCGAUCACUAUUAUCGUACAAAAGGAUGACGAAACCGUAAAGGAUUACAUAUCUCGGUUUAACGACCGAAUUCAAAACAUGGAACCUUGUCACCCUGAGACCCUACUAGUGACUGCAAUUGCUGGGUUAAAGCCCAAUUCGAUGUUUCGCUGGACCUUAUGUCAAAACAAGCCGGCUACCUUUCAAGAAUUCCUCGUACGAGCUCAACAAUUCAUUAUCGCCGAGGAGUCGAUGUCGGUUCCUAGUUUCGACUUCUCGGUGAAGGAGAAUAAGACUGAGUCAGAUGCAAAAAAGAAGAAUAAGGAGAAUUUUGGGAAAGCGCAAUAUCAGAAUUACUCAAAAGAGUAUGAAAAUACUCCGGAAUCCAGAGCUGCCCGAGACCAAUAUGCCGACAACGUGAGGACAGGCUAUCAAACCGUUUAUUCGGCCAGAGCAGCCACAAUUUUUGAGGAACUAAAAGGAAAGGGAAUUAUUCCUGAUCCGAAACCAGUAAGAACUUCUGAAGACAAGCUAGACAAAUCUCGAUACUGUGCGUACCAUAAAUCUCCGGGACACAAUACCGAUGAGUGCCUUGGCCUUUUAUCGGCUCUUUUACGUUUAAUUGGUCAGCCUCAACUUCAAAAGUCCAGAAAUUUCAACAAUCGCCGGAAAGGAAGGCCCGUGGAUCUUUCAGACGAAGAAGAUGAUGAUAAUCGACCCGCUAACCCGAAGAGAGUCCGUGCGAACGAUAAGGAAGUUUUUACGUUUUCUACCCUUAUCGGUACUUCGACCGACAACUGCAAAAAACCCAAAACACAUGACGCAUUGAACCCUUCUUACUGUAUACCCCCAGUAAAUUCUAAUACCAAGCAGUUGGAUACGUCUCGGCGAAAAGCUAAAGCCUACGUUAGGGAAGCGCAAAAUGCCGGGAAGCAAGUUAUCAACGUUGACCUUCGAGAUACUAUUAACAAACGAAAUUACGUGUUCGCUUGGAAGCAUGAAGAUAUGAAGGGAAUAGACCCGCAGAAAGCGUGUCACCGGCUAAAUUUGGAUAAGACCAUCAAGCCCGUCAUACAAAAACGUCAGAAAUUCGGACCAGAUCGUCAGAAAGCGUUGGAAGAAGAAGUGAACAAGCUUAUAGACAACAAGUUCGUUAAAGAAGCAAAAUAUCCGACGUGGAUAUCAAAUCCUGUUUUGGUUAAGAAAGCUACUGGUCUUUGGCGCUUAUGCAUUGAUUUCUCGAAUUUGAACCAAGCAUGCCCGAAAGAUAGCUAUCCAAUUCCACAUAUCGAUUACAUGGUAGAUGCUACAUCGGGACACCAGCUCAUGAGUUUUUUGGACGCCUAUUCCGGUUACAAUCAAAUCCCCAUGCACCCCGAUGAUGAUGAACAUACUUCGUUUUAUUCGGCCCGAGGUCUUUACUGUUAUGUCAUGAUGACUUUUGGAUUGAAGAAUGCUGGGGCCACGUAUCAAAGGUUGGUCAAUAAGAUGGUCGCUCGCUUGAUCGGUCGCACCGUGGAAGUUUAUGCAGAUGACAUGCUGGUAAAAUCAGAACAGGCUUCCCAUCAUAUUGCCCAUCUUUCCGAAGUCUUUGACAUCCUUCGAGAAUAUUCAAUGGUGCUUAAUCCCAAGAAGUGCACCUUCGGGGUUGGAUCAGGAAAAUUUCUAGGAUACAUGGUGAGCCAUAGAGGAAUCGAAGCUAAUCCCAUCAAGAUUCAAGCCAUACUUGAUUUGGCUCCUCCGACGUCCAUCAAAGGAGUUCAAGCUUUAACCGGUCGACUAGCAGCUUUAAAUCGAUUCAUUUCGAAGUCGAUGGAUCAUUGUAAACCUUUCUUUGACGCCAUCAAAAAGAAGAAGCUGUUUGAAUGGACCACUGAAUGUCAGAGUGCUUUUGAUAACAUCAAAGAAGUUCUUUCACAACUACUGACGUUGCAAAAACCUCUCCCCGAUGAACUUUUAUAUUUGUAUCUGGGAGUAAGUGAUGUUGCUGUUAGCGCUGUUCUUAUACGACAAGAUGGACUCCAGCAUUUCCCGAUAUAUUAUGUUAGUAAGGCUUUACAUGACGCUGAAUUGCGAUAUCCGUAUAUGGAGAAGUUAGCCUUUGCUUUGAUUAUCGCUGCACGAAAGUUGCGACCAUAUUUUUUGGAACAUUCUGUUGUU
Striga hermonthica is the source of this 2444-nucleotide messenger RNA. The record is from the annotation of a GenBank genome assembly. Lineage: Eukaryota; Viridiplantae; Streptophyta; Magnoliopsida; Lamiales; Orobanchaceae.